Penicillium cataractarum is the source of this 1035-nucleotide messenger RNA. Its product is annotated as putative mitochondrial carrier protein (Rim2). Gene Ontology annotation, cellular component: mitochondrion. Bases 1 to 1035 code for a protein of 344 amino acids. Gene Ontology annotation, molecular function: pyrimidine nucleotide transmembrane transporter activity. The record is from RefSeq and is a predicted model, not a curated record. The transcript is spliced from 3 exons. Lineage: Eukaryota; Fungi; Ascomycota; Eurotiomycetes; Eurotiales; Aspergillaceae. Gene Ontology annotation, biological process: pyrimidine nucleotide import into mitochondrion.
AUGCAGAGCCCCAAGAUUCACGGUCGACCCGCUGAGGAUGCUACUCCCCUCAAGACCUCUUAUGCCACAACAAAGAAGUCCCACGACCCCUGGGUUCAUUUGUUAGCCGGCGCGAGCGGUGGUUUCGCAACUGCUAUCGCCACAUCUCCCCUCGAUGUCCUGAGGACACGUCUUCAAUCAGAUUUCUACCAACGUCCUACUCCCUCUUCCGCAACCUCCGCCGUGGGCGCUAUCCCCAAACACACGAGCCACAAGACCGCCCGAAUCAUCAGCAAUAUCUACCGAGCAGAAGGAUGGCGAGCAUUCUUCCGCGGUCUCGGCCCUAGCCUUGCUGGUGUGGUCCCGGCGACUGCUAUUAAAUUCUAUGUUUAUGGAAACUGCAAGCGGAUCGGUGCCCAACUGUUAGGAACGGGCGAAGACUCAACUCUCGUACACGCGCAGGCCGCCAUUUCCGCGGGAAUCGCGACGGCGACAGCCACGAAUCCGAUCUGGUUGGUCAAGACACGACUGCAAUUAGAUAAGGCCCAAGCAGCCACCGGAGCCCGCCGGUACAAGAACAGUCUGGAUUGUGUCCGCCAGGUGCUUCGCCAGGAAGGCAUCAGCGGCUUGUACAAGGGACUUAGCGCGAGUUAUCUGGGCUCUUUGGAGACCGCGCUUCAUUUGGUUCUUUACGAACGGAUAAAGACUACUUUGCAUAACUCGCUUGGCUCGCCGGAUGGCAAGGAUACCGCUACGCAGAAGGAAAUCACGAGCUGGCUCAGCACAACCGGUGCGGCGGGAUCCGCUAAGUUUGCUGCUGCCCUUAUCGCUUAUCCUCACGAGGUCAUCCGAACACGACUCCGCCAAGCACCCAUGGAGAACGGCGUCCCCAAAUACACCGGCUUGGUGCAGUGCUUCCGACUCAUCGCCAAGGAAGAGGGCAUGGCCGGUCUCUACGGAGGCCUGAUGCCGCACAUGGUCCGCUCCAUUCCCUCGGCCAUCAUCACCCUGGGCGUCUACGAGUUCGUUCUGCGAUUCAUCGGCACAUCGGCAUAA